This is a messenger RNA of Emys orbicularis (European pond turtle), 6906 nucleotides long. It is a transcript of the gene ABCA4, whose product is annotated as ATP binding cassette subfamily A member 4. The transcript has 49 exons. Gene Ontology annotation, molecular function: ATPase-coupled intramembrane lipid carrier activity; ATP hydrolysis activity; ATP binding. Gene Ontology annotation, biological process: transmembrane transport; lipid transport; visual perception. The coding region runs from base 1 to 6906 and encodes 2301 amino acids. NCBI's taxonomy places the organism in Eukaryota, Metazoa, Chordata, Testudines, Emydidae. The record is from RefSeq and is a predicted model, not a curated record. Gene Ontology annotation, cellular component: plasma membrane; intracellular membrane-bounded organelle.
AUGAGCUUCCUUAGACAGGUCAGACUUCUGCUGUGGAAGAACUGGACACUCAGGAAAAGGCAAAAGCUUCGUUUUCUGGUGGAGCUUGCAUGGCCUUUGUCUUUAUUUCUUGUCCUUGUCUGGCUGAGGAAGGCUAACCCAGUCUAUCGCCAACAUGAAUGCCAUUUUCCAAAUAAGGCUAUGCCCUCUGCAGGAACGCUGCCAUGGUUACAGGGCAUCUUCUGUAACAUGAACAAUCCUUGUUUCCGAAGCCCCACCCGUGGAGAAUCUCCUGGCGUUGUGUCUAACUACAACAAUUCCAUCUUAGCAAGAGUGUAUCAAGAUGCUCAAGAGCUCCUACUCCAAGCACCUGAAAUCCAUGACCUGGGCAGAAUCUGGGAGGAAUUGCGCAUUAUGAUCCAGUUUAUGGAAACAAUGAGGACUAAUCCUGAAAGAAUUGCAGGUAGAGGGUUAAGAAUCCGAGACAUCUUGAAAGAACAGGAGACUCUGACGUCCUUUCUGCUGGAUGAUGCUGGCCUCUCAGACUCAGUGGUUUUCCAGCUGAUUAAUUCUCAAGUGCGCCCUGAACAGUUUGCCUAUGGAGUCCCUGACUUGACUCUGAAGGACAUUGCCUGUAGCCAGACCCUACUCAACCGCUUCAUUAUCUUCAGCAGCCAAAGGGGUAUGCAUGCUGUGUACAAUGCAAUGUGUGCCCUUUCCCAGGAGAACCUGCAGCAAAUAGAAGACUCCUUGUACGCAAAUGUUGAUUUCUUUAAGCUUUUCCAGCUGCUUCCCACUGUUCUAGACAGUAAGUCGCAAGGUGUUGACCUGAGAUCCUGGGGGAGAGUGCUGUCUAAUGUGUCUCAAGCAGUGCGAGAGCUAGCCAGAAGGCCAAGCAUUCAGGACCUUUUGUUGGUUCUGCAACCGUUUGUACAAGGUGGAGGGCCAGAAUCCUUCAGCCACCUGAUGAGCACCUUGUCUAAUCUUCUCUGUGGCUAUCCAGAGGGAAGUGGUUCCAGAAUAUUCUCCUUCAACUGGUAUGAAGAUAAUAACUACAAAGCCUUCCUAGGGGUUGACUCCACCAAGAAGGAAUCCAUUUAUUUUUAUGACAAUACAACCACACCCUUUUGUAAUGCAUUGAUCCAGAGCAUGGAAUCAAACCCUUUAACCAAAAUAGCCUGGAGUGCUGUAAAGCCCCUGCUGAUGGGAAAAAUCCUCUUUGCUCCUGAUUCGCCUGCUGUAAAGCAAAUACUGAAGAAUGCAAACUCCACAUUUGAAGAACUUGAGCGCCUCAGACUGUUGACCAAAGCCUGGGAAGAAGUGGGACCUCAGCUGUGGCACUUCUUUCAAAGCAGCCUGCAAAUGAAUAUGAUCCGAAACACUCUGAAGAACCCCACGGUGAGAGACUUCUUGAAUGGACAGCUGGGUGCUGAAGGUUUAACUGCUGAAGAUGUGAUCAACUUUCUCCAUAAUGGAUGUCCAGAGAACCGCGAAGAGGGUGUGGCAGACUUUGAUUGGCGGAAUAUCUUCAAUGUCACAGACCAAGCUUUGCGUUUAUUUAAUCAGUAUUUGGAGUGCUUGACCCUGGAUAAAUUUGAAGGUCAUGCUGAUGAACCCCAAUUGACUCAUCAAGCUCUAAAUCUUCUGGCGGAAAACAAAUUCUGGGCUGGAGUAGUCUUCCCUGACAUACACUCUGGGGCCAGCAAGCUGCCACCGCAUGUGAACUACAAGAUCCGGAUGGAUAUAGAUGCAGUGGAGAAAACAAAUAAAGUCAAAGACAGGUACUGGGAUCCUGGUCCAAGAGCUGACCCAGUGGAUGAUUUACGUUACAUCUGGGGAGGGUUUGCGUAUCUGCAAGACAUGAUUGAGCAUGGGAUUAUAAAGACCCAGACCAAUGCUGAAGUGCCAUCAGGAAUCUACCUGCAGCAAAUGCCGUAUCCCUGCUUUGUAGAUGAUAUCUUCAUGAUCACCCUGAACCGCUCCUUCCCUAUCUUCAUGGUGCUGGCUUGGAUCUAUUCGGUCUCCAUGAUAGUGAAGAGCAUUGUGCUGGAGAAGGAAAUGAGACUGAAAGAAGCCAUGAAGAACCGGGGAGUUACUAAUGGGGUUAUCUGGUACACCUGGUUUCUAGACAGCUUCAUCAUGAUGUCUGUGAGCAUGUCUCUCCUAACAGCACUAAUUACGUGUGGCAAGGUGCUUCACUACAGCAAUCCCCUCAUUCUCCUUCUGUUUUUGCUGACGUUCACCACAGCCACCAUCAUGCAGUGUUUCUUGCUCAGCACCUUCUUCUCCAAAGCUAACUUGGCAGCUGCCUGCAGCGGAGUCAUCUACUUCACCCUCUACCUGCCCCACGUCGUCUGCUUUGCUUGGCAGGACCGCAUGACUAUUAACCUGAAGAUUAUGGCAAGCUUGCUUUCUCCAGUGGCUUUUGGAUUCGGUACAGAAUACUUGUCACGCUAUGAAGAGCAAGGUGUUGGGCUACAAUGGGACAAUAUCAGGACCAGUCCUCUGGAAGGAGAUGAAUACAGUUUUUUCUUCUCCAUUGAGAUGAUGCUUUUUGAUGCUUUGCUAUAUGGAAUUCUCACAUGGUACCUUGAAAAUGUUUUUCCAGGGGAGUAUGGGAUACCACGGCCUUGGUAUUUCCCUCUGCAGGAGUCUUACUGGCUUGAGUCUGGCCACCCAAAAGCUGAGAAAACAGCAACUGCUGAUGAAAAGAGUCCCAGGAAAGAAGGCAGUCCAGCCUGGAAGGCCACAGGAGAGGAAAAGACUGCAAACGUGAGGGAGGAAGCAGAUGAGCCUGAAAAGCUGGAAGAACAGAGUGACAACCAGGGGGAGAAGGAUGUAAACACCUUUUUUGAACCUGAGCCUCCAGACCUGAUCCCGGGUGUGUGUGUGCAGAACCUGGUGAAGAUUUUUGCAGGCAGGCCCAAGCCAGCAGUGGAUGGCAUGAAUGUUACUUUCUAUGAGGACCAAAUCACAGCCUUCCUCGGCCACAAUGGAGCUGGAAAGACAACCACCAUGUCAAUCCUAACAGGCUUGUUUCCACCCACAUCUGGAACUGUCCUGGUUGGUGGCAAGGACAUCCAGAUACAUAUGGACUCGAUUCGGCAGAGUUUAGGCAUGUGUCCUCAAUACAACAUCUUGUUUAAUCACCUCACUGUAGCAGAGCACAUCUUGUUUUAUGCCCAGCUGAAAGGGAGGUCUCGAAAGGAAGCUGUGCUGGAGAUGGAGAUGAUGCUGGAAGAUAUAGGCCUCCCCCAUAAAAGGAAUGAAGAGGCUCAAAACCUGUCAGGUGGCAUGCAGAGAAAGCUAUCUGUUGCCAUUGCCUUUGUUGGUGAAGCAAAGGUGGUCGUCUUGGAUGAGCCCACCUCUGGAGUAGAUCCAUAUUCCAGGAGGUCUAUCUGGGAUCUUCUACUGAAGUAUCGCUCAGGCAGAACCAUCAUCCUCUCUACGCAUCACAUGGAUGAGGCAGACAUCCUUGGAGACCGGGUGGCCAUCAUUUCCCAAGGAAAAUUGUUCUGCUCAGGCUCUCCUGUCUUCCUAAAGAACUGCUUUGGAUCUGGCUUCUAUCUCACCUUGGUUCGCAAGAUGAAAAACACCCAAGGGGGAGUAGAAUGGGGUUCACACUCCCCUAGCUGUGGAUCUCAGUGCUCGUGUUCCUGUUCCAGGUGUGCACCUAAAGAUACAGUGGAAGGUCCCGAGCAAGAACUGGAUGGGGAUGUGAAUGAGCUUACAGAACUAAUUCAUCAUCAUGUUCCAGAAGCAAAGUUAAUUGAAAGUAUUGGUCAAGAACUCAUCUACCUUUUGCCCAGUAAAGAUUUUAAACAGCGAGCUUACGCCAGUCUCUUCAGAGAAUUGGAAGAAACCCUGGCUGACCUGGGACUCAGCAGUUUUGGGAUUUCGGAUACUCCCCUUGAAGAGGUUUUCCUGAAGGUCACAGCAGAUGCUGACCCUGGAUCACAGAAUGCAGGAGGUGCUCAAGAAAAUGGCUCCACUCUCAGAAAAACCUGCCUUGAGCAGAAAGAGAAGGCUGAACAACCCCCUUUGGCGACCAAUGGAGCCUCUCGAACACCUGCAGGCCGAACAGGGGAUGGGAAAGAAGGCAAAGGGUCCCGGCAGAAUAAAGGUUCUCAGCUUGUCCAUCAGCACAUCAAAGCACUGCUCAUCAAACGGUUCCACCAUGCUACCCGUAGCCGUAAGGACUUCCUUGCUCAGAUUGUUCUCCCGGCUACUUUUGUGUUGUUAGCUCUAAUACUUACAGUUAUUAUCCCUCCCUUUGGAGAAUAUCCCAGCUUAAUACUACAUCCUUGGAUCUAUGGACACCAGAUUACUUUCUUCAGCAAUGAGCAGCCUGGCAGUGAGCAGAUGGUUUCCCUCACUGAUGCCUUCUUGAAUAAGCCAGGAUUUGGAAAUCGCUGCAUGAAGGAAGAGCCUCUUCGGGACUACCCAUGCAGUAAUAUGUCAACUGCCUGGAGCAUACCACCUAUUCCUCCUAACAUAACCAACCUGUUUCUGACCCACAAAUGGAGCCCUGAUGACCCUUCUCCCUCCUGCAAGUGCAGCACUCGCAAGAAGCUCACUAUGCUCCCGGAAUGCCCCGCGGGAGCUGGAGGCCUUCCUCCCCCACAGAGUGUGCAGCGCAGCACAGAAAUUCUUCAAGAUCUCACCCACAGAAACAUUUCUGAUUUCCUGGUGAAAACUUAUCCCAGUCUGAUCAGAGAAAGUUUGAAGAGUAAAUACUGGGUUAAUGAGCAAAGGUAUGGAGGAAUUUCCAUUGGAGGAAAACUCCCAGUCCUUCAUGUCACUGGAGAUCAAAUUGUUGAUUUUUUGAGAGACCUUGGCCAAAUGAUGAAUAUAACAGGGGGUCAAGCCUCAAUGUCUGUUGCUAAAGAAAUGUCUAAUUUCCUUAAAUACAUGGAAACUGAAGACAACAUUAAGGUGUGGUUUAACAAUAAAGGCUGGCACGCCAUGGUAAGCUUUCUCAAUGUAGCCAACAAUGCAGUCCUGAGAGCCAAUCUGCGGCAAGGCCAAGCUCCUGAGGAAUAUGGGAUCACUGCAAUAAAUCAUCCUCUGAACCUCACCAAGGAGCAGCUCUCAGAAGUCACUGUGCUGACCACUUCGGUGGAUGCUGUUGUCGCCAUCUGUGUGAUUUUUGCCAUGUCCUUCAUCCCGGCCAGUUUUGUUUUGUAUCUGAUCCAAGAACGGGUGACAAAGGCCAAGCACCUCCAAUUUGUCAGUGGUGUUAGCCCUGCUGUUUACUGGCUAACCAAUUUCAUUUGGGACAUAGUGAAUUACACAGUGAGUGCUGGUAUGGUUGUGGGUAUAUUCAUUGGAUUCGAAAAGAAAGCGUACACGUCUCCAAGCAAUCUCCCUGUACUUAUUGCAUUGCUACUUCUGUAUGGGUGGGCAAUAAUUCCCAUGAUGUACCCAGCGUCCUACCUGUUCAAUGUCCCUAGCACUGCCUACGUUGCAUUAUCUUGUCUUAAUCUCUUCAUUGGUAUCAACAGCAGUGCCAUUACAUUUAUCCUGGAGUUGUUCGAAAAUAACCCAUCUUUGCAGAAAUUCAAUAAUACAUUGAAAAAUAUGCUGAUAAUCUUCCCACAUUUCUGCCUGGGCCGUGGACUCAUUGACCUAGCUAUGAACCAAGCAGUGACAGAUGUCUAUGCCAGGUUUGGUGAGAAGCAUGUCUUGAAUCCAUUCCAGUGGGAUUUUGUUGGAAAGAACCUGGUUGCCAUGGCAGUUGAAGGAGUUGUAUACUUUGUUCUGAAUCUCCUUAUGCAGCGUCAUCUGAUCCCCACAAGAUGGUUUUCUGAGCCUGCUAAGUUGCCUAUUAGUGAUGAAGAUGAGGAUGUUGCAGAGGAAAGACAAAGAAUUAUGAAUGGAGGAAACAAAACAGAUAUAUUAACAUUACAAGAACUGACCAAGAUUUAUGCAGGUAGACACAGGCCAGCAGUAGACAGACUCUGUGUUGGCGUUCGUCCGGGAGAGUGCUUUGGUCUCCUGGGAGUGAAUGGAGCUGGCAAGACGACAACCUUCAAAAUGCUGACUGGGGAUACUGACGUGACAUCUGGAGAUGCUGUAGUGGCUGGCAACAGUAUAUUGACCCACAUCUCUAAUGUCCAUCAAAACAUGGGCUACUGUCCACAGUUUGAUGCUAUUGAUGACCUCCUCACAGGCCGGGAACACCUCCAUCUCUAUGCACGCCUGCGAGGGGUCCCUGCAGAGGAAAUCGAGAGGGUUGCUGACUGGGGGAUUCAGAAGCUGGAUCUCCAGAUGUAUGCAGACCAGCUGGCAGGCACAUACAGUGGUGGUAACAAGCGCAAACUCUCCACUGCCAUUUCCCUAAUAGGCUGCCCUCCUCUUGUUCUGCUAGAUGAACCCACUACAGGGAUGGACCCUCAGUCCCGACGCUUCUUAUGGAACUCUAUUGUCAGUGUGAUCCGAGAAGGGCGAGCUGUAGUUCUGACCUCACACAGCAUGGAAGAAUGUGAAGCUCUCUGCACUCGUCUAGCCAUAAUGGUGAAGGGGACCUUCAAAUGCCUGGGCACUAUUCAACAUUUAAAAUACAGAUUUGGAGAUGGAUAUAUUGUCACCAUGAAAAUUAAAGCACCUAAACCUGGGCUGUGUCCAGAUCCAAGCCCAGCUGAGCAUUUCAUACAAGUCAACUUCCCAGGCAGUUUACAAAGAGAGAAACACUAUAACAUGCUGCAGUACCAGAUUUGCUCCUCCUCCUUGGCCAGGAUAUUUCGGUUACUUAUCUCCAACAAAGAAAACCUGAAUAUCGAAGAAUAUUCAGUCUCACAAACAACUUUGGAUCAGGUAUUUGUGAACUUUGCUAAGCAACAGAUGGAGGAUGAGGAAAUUCCUUUACACCCUCGUGCAGCUGGAGCCAGACGGGAGGUGAAGGUGUCCCCAGCUUUUCCUCGAUAG